Messenger RNA from Anopheles bellator, 2615 nucleotides. RefSeq names its product zinc finger protein 436-like. Lineage: Eukaryota; Metazoa; Arthropoda; Insecta; Diptera; Culicidae. Gene Ontology annotation, biological process: regulation of transcription by RNA polymerase II. The transcript is spliced from 2 exons. Gene Ontology annotation, molecular function: DNA-binding transcription factor activity, RNA polymerase II-specific; RNA polymerase II transcription regulatory region sequence-specific DNA binding. The record is from RefSeq and is a predicted model, not a curated record. The coding region runs from base 99 to 2009 and encodes 636 amino acids. Gene Ontology annotation, cellular component: nucleus.
GUGAGCUCAAACUCUGUGUUGUGGCUGUAUUGUUGACGUUCUUCCACGAUCUGGUUUCGUUUAACAAUUGCAAAAAAUUGUAGUUAUUUGUCAUCGAAAUGCUAAUCCGUCAAAUCGUUAUGGGUCGCCAUGCAAUCGAGCAGGUGUACAUCGUAAAAUCAUCUCUGGAAUGUAGCUUAUACAAAGAAGAAGCCGCAAUUGAUGAAAAUGUUGUCGUACAUAACGAAUGUUUGGAACAGGAAGCUGUACCGAAAAAUAUGGUGUUAAUUGACUCGCCGAAACACGAAUCUAGCCGCAGUAUCCAAGGGCAUGAGCUUCACGGUGAUAAGGAACCUAUAGAUAUUGAAGACGAUACCGUGAGAAACGUGCAAGAUUUGAAACGGGAUUUUCAGCACGGUAUGUGUUUUAUAUGCAAUUCUGCAUUUGACUCAAAAGAUGAUCUGAAAAGCCACUUAAAUGAAAUGCAUAAAGAUAUGCUGCCUUAUAAGUGUGACAAAUGCCCGUCGACACAGACUAAAUCCGGCCUUGCAAUGAAUCGUCAUUUUGCCCAACAUUUGAAAAAACGCGAAUUCGACUGCACUUAUUGUCUGGUUAGAUUUGAAACGGAGAGUCAUCAGAAGGAACACGAACGGCAAAUCCAUGGUGAAAGUUCAGGUAAUGACAAAACCCUUCACAUAAAGAAAGCUCGUUACGUUUGUAGACAUUGCGGUAAAAGGCUUGCUACAAUGUGCAGUUUGGAGCAACAUGAAAGGAAACAUAUGGUCGCUGAGAUACAAAAACCUCAGCAUAAUUGUUACGUGUGCCGGGAGCACUACUCGUCCUUGGAAGCUUUAAACCAGCAUCUGAAUAUCCAUGCGGAUAAACUGCCUUAUAGAUGUCAUAUAUGCAGACCAUCUGAAAAAGGACUUACUUCGGUACGUCGUAUGAACAAACACAUGGCGAUACAUCAAAAAAACAUCAUGAUGGGAUGUGUUUAUUGUGAAGAAAGAUUCUUCACAUUGAAAGAGUGCCAGAAACAUGAACAGCUCGUUCAUGGGACGACGAAGGAACAGCUAGAAGCAACAGCAGAACUUAUGCCCAAAAGAUCUAAGAAAGGUAGAAAACCGUUCGUUAGUGAAAAUUCAUCCAAAACGAUAAUCGUUGAUGGAACUAAACGUUAUGCGUGUGCGUACUGUGAAAAUUCGUAUUCUCUGCUAAGUACGUUACGUCGCCAUGAAAAUACCCAUACUGGAGCGAAACAGUAUACCUGUAAGACUUGUGACAAAACGUUCCAUAAAUCUUCUUGCUUGCUGUAUCAUCAACUAACUCAUACCGGUAUUAAUCCAUACAAAUGUUCACAAUGCGGCAAGGGGUUCAAGGAAUCUAUCCGUUUGAUAGAACACCGUCGGUGCCACACAGGCGAAAAGCCAUUCCAGUGUAAGAAUUGUUUAUCACGGUUCCGUAUUAAGGCAAUGUUGAAAGAACAUCUUUCAAAAUGCGGUAGUCUCCAAACACGUAUCGAGGAAUGCUGUUGUCAGCUAUGCAAACAAACGUUUUCUGGGUACAGUGAAUUAAUUCAGCAUACAAAAGAAACUCAUAAUGAGCUUCUAUCAGCGAAAGAGAGGCGUUGCAACCGUUGCGAUCUGUGCUUCAAAACGAUGUCAGCAAAAUUGGAGCAUGAAUUUCAGCAUAAUCAGCCAGGUGUGAUUGAGUGUAUGCAAUGUGGAAGGAUGUUCAAGCAGCGAGCAAAUCUGAUUCGUCAUCAAAAACUACAUACAGAAGACGCCUUGCGAUUCACUUGCGACGUGUGCGGAAAAUCUUUCUCGCAAGCUGGUGCUUUGAAAAUCCACACAAGGACGCAUACCGGAGAACGGCCCUAUUCGUGUGAACUUUGUUCUGAACGCUUUCAUCACAGCGCUUCAGUGGGACGCCAUAAACAACUGCACUACAAUAUUAACAGCAAAUAUUAUUUGUUCGGUUCGUCUACUUCUUUAAGUUCGACAGUUCAGUCCGGCUCGAAAAAAACAUAGUUAUCUUUUUCUUCUGAGAUGAUCCAAUCAGAUUACUAAAAUACAGUGUCUAUCGUAGCUAAGUUUAUUUAAACAAAACAAAAAUUUCAGAAAAUUCGUGAAUGAAAAAUCAAUUGUAGUGAAUGUUUAAGUUUUUAUCAAGUUGCCAUUGCUUACAUGCGACAAUUAAGCCAUUAGGCUACGUGGUCAGAAGCGUUUGCAUCAUAAUUUAAGGAUGCUGGUAAAUGAUAUUUAAAGAGAGACGAGUACACGAAUAAACCCGAAGAUGAAGCAAGAUAUACACGAAGAUGAAACAGUUACUAAGAAGACAUAAAAGUAUCACGACGCUGAUUAAGGGAAAUAUUAAAUAUACAUACACAAUACAUAUACAAUAGACAUAUAGUGACGAAACAUUGUUAUAUAUAGGACAGAGUGGGUCGUUAUGACCAGUGAGAGAGACGAGUGCGCGUCAAUCCUGAGUUUCAGAUAAGGACGUCCUUACAAACAUCGGACAGGAGCAGAUAAGUACUACUAUAACACAUCUGUUUAACACUUCUAGACGUAAUAGCGAGAAAUUCUUAAGUGAUAAUACUAGUGAAAAGUAAACGAAAAUGAUACAAUUAAAAG